This is a messenger RNA of Pteronotus mesoamericanus, 648 nucleotides long. RefSeq names its product claudin 34 (gene CLDN34). Gene Ontology annotation, cellular component: bicellular tight junction; plasma membrane. Bases 1 to 648 code for a protein of 215 amino acids. The transcript has a single exon. Gene Ontology annotation, molecular function: structural molecule activity. Gene Ontology annotation, biological process: bicellular tight junction assembly; cell adhesion. The record is from RefSeq and is a predicted model, not a curated record. NCBI's taxonomy places the organism in Eukaryota, Metazoa, Chordata, Mammalia, Chiroptera, Mormoopidae.
AUGGGGUUGCACAUCCCCACCGCCCGGCUCCAAAUGGGGGGCUUCGCAGUGGCCACCGUGGGCUGGAUAUUCUGCAUGACCUCCAUGGGCCUCGCGGAGUGGCGUGUGUGGUACGUGCGCCGCUCGCCGCCCCUGCCCCCCGGCCUGGUCUGCGUGGGCAUGUGGAAAGUCUGCAUUUACCAGCCCAGCAGCUACUCCCAGAAAGACAUCGCCUGCCACCUGUACAGGUACGCGGACCCCUCCCUGCCUGUGGAUAUCCGCGUGGCGCAGAGCCUCCUGCUGGCCGCCAGCGUCUUGGGCCUUCUGGGCAAAGCGUUCCUCGUGCUGGCGCUGAGGCGCGUGUGCGUGGGGAGCCUGCGGAAGGAGUCCACCCGGCGCCUCUUUCUCGCGGCCGGCGUCCAGCUCGUCAGCGCCAGCGCCUGCAUCUCCGUGGCUGUGGUCUGCAACGCCAGCGCCGUGGGCAAGGCGGCGGGCGUAGCCUUCCCACCCUCCUUCGCCUUGCCCUUCCAGCCGGAGACGCAGGAGGUGGGGGGCGCCUCCAUCGUGGCCACGCUGGCCGUCUCCCUGAUGCUCUUGAGCGGGCUGCUUUCCCUCUCCUACACACUGCCCCCCGAGAGCCAAGUGCACCCUGUCAUUUCGGAGGUAUGA